Petromyzon marinus (sea lamprey) is the source of this 2025-nucleotide messenger RNA. NCBI's taxonomy places the organism in Eukaryota, Metazoa, Chordata, Hyperoartia, Petromyzontiformes, Petromyzontidae. The record is from RefSeq and is a predicted model, not a curated record.
UUCGUGUGCCGAUUCCAGAGGAAUCGAUUCCCGAGCAGCCAUGGCGGGCAUGAGGGACACUACGACCGAUCGCUCGCUCCGCUCCGUGUUCGUUGGUAACAUCCCCUAUGAGGCGACGGAGGAGCAACUCAGAGACAUCUUCUCUGAGGUGGGGCCGGUGGUGAGCUUCAGGCUGGUGUACGACAGGGAGACGGGCAAGCCCAAGGGCUACGGCUUCUGCGAGUACCAGGACCAGGAGACGGCACUGAGCGCCAUGAGGAACCUCAACGGGCGCGAGUUCAGCGGCCGCUCCCUCCGCGUCGACAACGCGGCCAGCGAGAAGAACAAGGAGGAGCUCAAGAGUCUGGGCCACACAGGGCCCGUGUUGGAGUCUCCGUUUGGCGACGCCGUGGCCCCUGAGGAGGCUCCCCACGCCGUGACGCAGGCAGUGGCCUCGCUGCCUCCUGAGCAGCUCUACUGCCUCGUCAAGCAGAUGAAGGCGUGCGUGGUGACGUGCCCGCAGGAGGGCCGCACGCUGCUUCUGCAGAAUCCGCAGCUGGCCUACGCCCUGCUGCACGCACUCGUCGCACUGCAAGCCCUGGACCGCGAUGCCGCGUCGAGAAUGCUGCACCGCCAGAGCUCCAUCGUCCCGCUGGGGCACAUGCAGGAUGAGAUGCACAUGAACGGUCCUCCGCAGCAGCUGCUGCACGCAGCGGGGCCCGGAGCCAUGGGGCCAGAGGGCCUGUCUCCUCAGUCCAGUCCCAUGUCUGAUGGACCACGGAUGGCCAUGCACAUGUCUGGUCCUGGAGGAGGCAUGGGGGGAGGUGGACCCAUGGGAGGAGGAGGUGGACCCAUGGGAGGAGGAGGCGGUCCCAUGGGAGGAGGAGGCGGACCCAUGGUAGGAGGAGGCGGACCCAUGGGAGGAGGUGGCGGACCCAUGGGAGGAGGAGGCGGACCCAUGGGAGGAGGAGGCGGACCCAUGGGAGGAGGGGGGGGAGGCGGCGUGGGGAGGGCUGGGGGGCUCCUGGGGGACGGCCCCCUGGAGAGGAGACCUGGAAGUCACAUGGGCACGCCCCCCGAUGGCGAUCCCAGGGGGUACCCCGGGCCGCCCAUGGACCCCCGCUCCGUCUCGGCCGAGCUCAGAGACCCUCGAGGAAUGGGACCCUCUGCGGAUGACAUGCGAGGGUUUAAUCAGCGAGGAGGAGGGAUGCCUGAACCGCUGCCAGAGUCACGAGGUGGCAUGUUUCAGCCUCAAAUGGGGAGGGAGAUGCGCCCUGGAGAGCCGCGGAUGAUGGAGCCGCAGCGAGGCGGCAUGGGAGGCAUGCACAUGUCGGGAGCCGGGGGGCUGCCGCUGGGAGGGAUGAGCCCUGGGCAGACCACGGUAACGGCACAGGACCAGGAGAAGGCUGCCCUCAUCAUGCAGGUUCUGCAGUUGACGCCAGAGCAGAUUGCACUCCUCCCACCAGAGCAGAGGCAGAGUAUCAUGAUCCUCAAAGAGCAGAUCCAGAGGACCACGGGGGCCAUGUGACUCCUCCUCACACGGCGAGGGGGUGAGAGGGGACGCCGCUGUCGGACAAGGGAGACCGCUAUGCAGGGAAUCUCGUCGCACACAACGGCGCGCCCCCCCCCCCCCCCCAUGCAGCAUCACGGAGGCUGUUGGGGCGAGGGCUGGCACCUACGCGGGGCACGAGGGAGGGGUUCGGUGUGGCCAGCACCGCGCCCGGCCACCUUUGUCUCCCCCAGUCGCGAUGUUUACUGCACACCGCACCGGGUACUCGUUUGAGGCCGAGCCGGCCUCGGGAAGGCCCAGUCCAGAUUCUCACCUGUCCACUCGCUCGCCCACCGAGCCGCUCACGGGCACCGUGGAGAGUUGACGUGCAGCUGGUCAUGGUGGCGGCGAUCAUUUGAGGCCGAGUCGACCUAGGGGAGGAUGCCCAGGACCCAGUUCAGCUGUUCCCCCCACCCCCCCCCCCAGUGUCGAUGGCCGUGUGAGAGCAGGAAUCGAACUCAGGUCCACCAGUUUCAUAGCGCGGUGACACACACACA